AAAUAACCUGAAAUCAACUUUGCCCUGGACUGAUCCGCAGUUCAACCAGCCUCUCUCAGAUAUCACCACCCGCACCGUCUCAAUCCGAAUUCCACGAUAGCGCAUUGCCUAUCUCAGGCCAGAAACACUCACUGCACAGUUGCGACUCAGAUGCAGACUUGAACACACCUCAGGAUCCGCCCGCGGUGUUGACGACCGGCUAUUUCCCCGCAAAAUCUAGGCGCAAUCACCUACAUCUCGAACCCCAUUCGCCACCACAACUACAAAUAACCAACAGACACGGCCAAUGUUUGUGUUUCCGGCUAAUAAUGACGGAUACAGGCAGAGGAAGAAGUCGUUCAAGGCUUGCGAGCAGUGCAAGAGGCAGAGACGGCGAUGCCAGCCUUCCAACAAGCCUACGAGUGGAUGUGCAAAGUGCAUGAGGAAUAAUAUACGCUGCAGUCUGAUCGUUGAUCUCCCGCCCACCUUUGGAGCCAAAAAAUCACCCGCAGCAGUCCUCGGAGACGGCUCGUCGCCCGCAGAAUCUAACUCGUCAAAGGAGAAUGCAGAAAAAAGCGGCUCGUCGCGGUCGCCGAUCUCGGGCAGCAUCUCGCCAGGGCUACAGGCUGCUCUAGAGAUGCGGCCAAAGUCGCCGGGCAGGCUAGAGCUCGAGUCGGUAAUGUCGAUAAACUCCGCGAUCGCGCGGACUAGGAACGAGAUGCACUCGCUCCCGCGUCCGGCGCCGAUUGCGCGGUCUCAUCCGGGAGCAAUUACGAGCAUAGGAGCGGUCGUCAAUCCGAUAGACCACGAGAUAAUUCCCCCGGCCGAGGCCGUAGUGGCCGAGUCUGAUUCGACUGUGACGACGCCGAGGCGGUUUAUUUCAAACCUGGAUCCGACGUCAGAGCUGGUCCAAGGAGGAUCGGUGGAUAAUGACAAGAUUGGGGUUUGGCUCGCGAGUGAGAAUGCUACGGCGGGCCCGGGGAACGACCAGCGAAGACAGGUGCAUGUGCCGCCGCCGAUGAAUCAGCAGCUGGUGCUGUACCUCAACACACUCCGUGCGUUUGAAGUUUUGCCAGAGCCGGAACGGGAUGGGCUCGUGGACGUGUAUUUCAGGCAGAUUAACAGUAUUCUCCCGCUGGUGGAUGAGAAGAUAUUCAGACGGCAGUUGAUGAAGCAAGAGCACUCGCUGGUGCUGCUACAGUGCAUUCUGCUGGCGGCAUGUCGACAUCCCGAGGCCGGCCAGUUUCUACGCGAGACCGAGCCGCGAGAUUUCGCAGCUGCGACGCACGCCAAGAUCAAGGCACUGCUGUUUGCGUCGCUGGAGCAGGAUCCCAUUACACUUGUGCGCGUAUACGCGCUGGCCUCGCUACAUUCCGAAGGCCCGCGAGGGCUCACGGACGCGGCCAAAGACAUCUCGCUGGCGUUUCACUACGCGCAUUACUCGGGGAUCCAUCUGCGGCGAGACCAUCUGGAGACGGCGGCGCCGAACACGAUGUCGGCGCUGCAGAAGCUGUGGCUGUCGCUGUGGUGUUUGGACCACAUGUCUGCGUGCGUGACGGGGCAUCCGCUGAACUCGCAUCCGAGAGAUGUAGGGCUGCCGAUGGACGAUAGCACAUGGGCAGCUACGCGAGCGGAGCCGCUGGCACGGAUUACGGAGGCGUGCUAUAUGCUGGACACGACGAUUGAUUUAUACCGUCCCCGGCCGUCGGAAAAAGUGCUAGAUCUGAAGCAGCCGGUGUUUGAGAAGGAGGAGAUCAUGCCGCGGCUGGUGCACAGCACGGCGAUCAUGCUGUUUUACAAACGGCUGCACAGUCUAACGGAGCAGCUGCCCGAGUCGACGAUGCAGACGCUGCUGACGGCGGCGGAAGAUAUUUUAGAGAUCGCGGAGGAGAGACGGAUCGAUCUGCCUCCGCUGCCGAUAGUGCCGUACUCGGUCGCGAUGACGCUGACGGUUUUCUUGCGUCUGUAUCCUGCGCCGGCCGCGCGGACGGGGUGGCGACGGAGCUGCGAGCUGCUGGACAAUAUGGGCAGGUACUGGUGGAUAGCGGAGGCGAUGUCGAGCAUGGGCAAGCGCGUGUUUAAGAAGUUGGAGGAGGACUACAACCGGAUCACGGGCGACUGGACGUUGGAGGACUACAUUUCGUCGGACCGGGCGCCGGCGGCGAACGGGCAGACGAUGGGCGGGGUGCUGGACCAGGCGUGGAUUUUUCAGGAGUUGGACAAGGACGUGGUGGAUUACUGGUUUCCGAACAUGAGCGAGUUGGACCAGCUGUAUGCGGAGGUGGACAUGCCGGCGGAUUUAGUCAGUUGAAAAGCAGAUACAAGCAGACAGUGCUGAGUCGAGAACAAUACAGAGGAAGUAGAUAUCAACCCAGGACGGUCUGUGUCUGUAGCUCGGUUAGAAGCCAGAGGCGGGGCUGAGGAGGAGGCUGUGCUCGCUUGCGGGCAGGCCGAGUGGCUGGUGAGGUCCAACCCUCGGUGGCCGACGAACGGCGGAGAGUCGACAGCGAAAGCGGCGAGCAGCGAAGAAGAGCGAUAAAGAGAAGAACGGC
This is a messenger RNA of Myxozyma melibiosi, 2531 nucleotides long. RefSeq lists its product as uncharacterized. Gene Ontology annotation, biological process: regulation of DNA-templated transcription; DNA-templated transcription. The record is from RefSeq and is a predicted model, not a curated record. The transcript is spliced from 3 exons. Lineage: Eukaryota; Fungi; Ascomycota; Lipomycetes; Lipomycetales; Lipomycetaceae. Bases 287 to 2290 code for a protein of 667 amino acids. Gene Ontology annotation, molecular function: DNA-binding transcription factor activity, RNA polymerase II-specific; DNA binding; zinc ion binding.